UUGUUAAUCCAUGUAGCCACAACCGUGAAUUAACUGGAUUCUCGCCAGCCAGGACAUAUUAAAAACAAACCCGACUAGCAGCGAGGCGGAGGGCGGAGUCAGGUGACGGGCGCUGAUGGAUGUCAUGUGACCUACUCGGUGAGGGGGCGGGGCUGCCGUUAGGAGGAAGCAACGGCUGUAGGAGAGGCUUGGUGCAUGAGAGGCAGGUGAUGAGUGUACUGUGGGAGGAGAGGAGCCCGGUGUCAGGAGCUACACAACCCGGUCAUCCGCUGGAAUAACAGCCACGCUUGCCCACAUCAGGGCGGGGGAGCCCAGGGAUGACAGACCUGCAGCAAGCUAUGGAAUGAGAGGAAGAGGCUUUUAAUUCUGCUGUGCUUCGUAUUGAUAUUGUCAUUAUUAUUGUUCUUCCUAUUAUGGGGGCCAAGGAGUCACGGAUCGGAUUUCUGACGUAUGACGAAGCCGUAAAGAGGGUUACCGAUGUGGAGCUCAAACGACUCAAAGAUGCCUUCAAGAGAACAUGUGGUGGGCCUUCAUAUUACAUGAAUCAGCAGUGUUUCAUCAGAGAAGUACUAGGUGAUGGAGUCCCUCCAAAAGUUGCAGAGGUCAUCUACUGCUCAUUUGGUGGAACAUCUAAAGGUCUGCAUUUUAACAAUUUAAUAGUGGGACUUGUUCUUUUAACAAGAGGUCGAGAUGAAGAGAAGGCUAAAUAUAUUUUUAGCCUCUUUUCAAAUGAGUCCGGCAGCUGUGUUGUACGAGAGGAGAUGGAGAGCAUGCUUAGCGUGGUGGACGGGGAAGUUCCACUUUCUCUUAAAAAAUGUUUUGCUGAGGGUGAGAAGGUGAAUUAUGAGAAAUUUCGAAAUUGGCUACUCCAAAAUAAAGAUGCUUUCACGUUUUCUCGUUGGUUGCUUUCUGGAGGAGUCUUCGUUACACUAACUGAUGACAGCGAUACACCCACGUUCUAUCAAACUCUGGCCGGUGUCACACACUUGGAGGAAUCUGACAUCAUUGAUCUUGAGAAACGGUACUGGCUCUUGAAGGCACAGUCUCGGACAGGACGAUUUGAUUUGGAAACAUUUGUCCCUUUGAUUUCACCCCCUAUCCAUCAGUCUUUGAGUGAAGGGUUAUUUAAUGCCUUUGACGAAAACCGUGACAAUCAUAUAGACUUCAAAGAAAUUUCGUGUGGGCUGUCUGCAUGUUGUAGGGGACCUUUGGCUGAGAGACAGAAAUUUUGUUUCAAGGUAUUUGACAUAGAUCGGGAUGGUGUUUUGUCACGGAUUGAGUUGGAAGACAUGGUUCUUGCACUUCUGGAGGUCUGGAAGGACAACCGCACCGAUGCCAUACCAGAAUUGCAGAUGAAUCUUUGCGAUAUCGUAGAUAAUAUUUUGAAAUCCCAUGAUACAACAAAGGCCGGACAGCUUACGCUGGAGGACUACCAGAUAUGGAGCGUCAAAAGUGCUCUUGCCAAUGAGUUCUUGAACCUGCUUUUUCAGGUGUGCCACAUCGUCUUGGGUUUACGACCUGCGACGCCAGAGGAAGAAGGACAGAUCAUCAGAGGAUGGCUGGAAAGGGAAAGUCGACAUGGCCUUCAGCUCGGUCACAACUGGUUCCUCAUCUCCAUGCAGUGGUGGCAGCAGUGGAAAGACUAUGUCAAAUAUGAAUCAUCUAAACCCGUUGUCAUUGAGCCUUGCCCAUUGUUAAACGGUAGUCGAAACUCUCUGGGAGCAUCUUCAUUGGAUCAAAGGGAAGAUGACAGGACAGGAGGUGGCAUGCAUACUACUAUAGAAGACAGAUCUUCAGAUAACAUAUCUUCUGCAUCGGAAGCUUCAGAGUCAACUACCAGCAACUUUCUUUAUUCAACCGCGACAGGUGCAGACCUGUGCUUUGCACGUCAGCAUAACUCUUCAGAUAACAAUAACCAGUGUAUGCUCGGUGCCAAUGGGAGCUCGUUUCUGCUUAAUCCUCAGAAACCUGGAGCUAUUGACAAUCAGCCGCUAGUUAUACAAGAAACUGUAAAGGUUCCUUCCUUGACAUUGGAAGGGGGGCGUCUAAAACAAAGUCCCGCUCUCGUCCGUGGCAAAGAUUAUGAAAUAGCACCAGAGCCAGUAUGGAGAGCCCUUUACCACUGGUAUGGGGCUAAUCUGUCUUUACCUCGACCCGUAAUUAAAAACAGCAAAACAGAUCUUCCAGAAUUGGAGCUUUUCCCGCGCUAUUUGCUUUUCUUGCGGCAGCAGCCCGUGACUCGCCAACAGCAGUCUAACAUCUGGGUGAAUAUGGGUAUGAUGAGCCUCAGAAUGUUUCCUCAGCAUUUACCCAGAGGAAAUGUUCCCUCCCCAAAUGCCCCGCUGAAACGGGUGCUGGCUUAUACCGGUUGCUUCGGCCGCAUGCAGACAAUAAAGGAAAUCCAUGAGUAUCUUUCCCAGAGGUUGCGUAUAAAGGAAGAAGAUAUGCGGUUGUGGUUGUACAAUAGUGAGAAUUAUCUCACGCUUCUUGACGAUGAAGACCAUAAAUUAGAAUAUCUUAAAAUUCAAGAUGAUCAGCACUUGGUAAUAGAAGUCCGUAACAAAGAUAUGAGCUGGCCAGAAGAGAUGUCAUUUAUUGCAAACAGCAGUAAAAUAGAUAGGCAUAAAGGUAAGUUUUUAGUUCCCACUGAAAAAGGUGCCACUGGACUCAGUAAUUUGGGGAACACUUGCUUCAUGAACUCAAGUAUCCAGUGUGUCAGUAACACUCAACCACUUACAAAGUAUUUCAUCUCAGGAAGGCAUCUGUAUGAACUGAACAGAACAAAUCCUAUAGGAAUGAAAGGGCACAUGGCAAAGUGCUAUGGUGAUUUGGUCCAAGAGCUUUGGAGUGGAACUCAGAAGAAUGUGGCACCCCUUAAAUUAAGGUGGACAAUAGCAAAAUAUGCUCCCAGGUUUAAUGGCUUCCAGCAGCAGGAUUCUCAAGAGUUGCUGGCAUUUCUUCUUGAUGGUCUUCAUGAAGACUUGAACAGAGUUCACGAGAAACCAUAUGUUGAGCUCAAAGACAGUGAUGGUCGACCAGACUGGGAAGUUGCAGCUGAGGCAUGGGAUAACCAUUUGAGAAGAAACAAGUCGAUUGUUGUGGAUUUGUUUCAUGGACAACUAAGAUCCCAAGUGAAAUGUAAAACUUGUGGCCAUGUAAGCGUUCGGUUUGAUCCUUUCAACUUCCUGUCCCUGCCUCUCCCCAUGGACAGCUACAUGCAUUUAGAAAUCACAGUGAUUAAAUUAGAUGGUACAACACCUGUACGAUACGGGCUGAGGCUAAACAUGGAUGAAAAAUACACAGGACUAAAGAAACAGCUAAGUGACCUCUGCGGUUUGAAACCUGAACAGAUCCUUCUGGCUGAAGUGCAUGGAUCUAACAUAAAGAACUUUCCCCAAGAUAACCAAAAAGUACGGCUAUCCGUAAGCGGCUUUCUCUGUGCGUUUGAGAUACCCAUUCCUGGAUCACCCACAUCAGCAACAAGCCCCACGCAGACAGAUUCCAACACAGUGCCAUCAUCAAAUGGACCACACAGUGUCAUCUCAAAUGGAGGACUGAGUCGACCAACAAUAAUCCCCAAUGGGAUGCCAAAUACUGUAGUGCCAUGUGGAACAGAGAAGAGUCCAGGGAAUGGAAUGCUUAAUGGUCAUGCUUCUGUUCAUCCAGAUGGUCCAUUUAUAGGCUAUAUCAUUGCAAUCCAUAGAAAAAUGAUGAGGACGGAGCUGUAUUUCUUGUCCUCCCAAAAGAAUCGACCAAGCCUUUUUGGGAUGCCUUUGAUUGUACCUUGCACUGUCCACACCAGAAAAAAAGACUUGUAUGACGCUGUAUGGAUUCAGGUAUCCAGAUUGGCAAGUCCUCUUCCUCCACAAGAGGCCAGUAACCAUGCACAAGACUGUGAUGACAGUAUGGGAUACCAAUAUCCCUUCACCUUGAGAGUGGUCCAGAAAGACGGUAAUUCUUGUGCCUCUUGCCCAUGGUACAGAUUCUGCAGGGGAUGCAAAAUUGAUUGCACAGUAGACCGUGCGUAUAUCGGUAAUGCAUACAUUGCUGUGGAUUGGGAUCCCACAGCCCUGCAUCUCCGUUACCAGACGUCACAAGAAAGGAUUGUAGAGGAACAUGAAAGUGUCGAACAAAGCCGUCGAGCACAAGCAGAGCCUAUUAACCUUGAUAGUUGUCUGCGGGCCUUCACUAGUGAGGAGGAACUGGGAGAAGAUGAAAUGUAUUACUGUUCCAAGUGUAAAACUCAUUGUUUAGCCACCAAAAAGCUUGAUCUUUGGAGAUUACCGCCAAUUCUGAUUAUCCACUUGAAACGAUUUCAGUUUGUAAAUGGUCGCUGGAUAAAGUCUCAAAAAAUAGUCAAGUUUCCCAGGGAAAAAUUUGAUCCAAGUGCGUUUUUGGUGCCUCGAGGGCCACUUCAAAAUAUGAAGAAGCAAAUAAAGUUCUACUCUGAAGACCAGGGUGAGCCACGGGCGACCCAGGUCGAGCUGAAGAAAGCAGAGCCUACAAACGUCUGCUCUUCUGGAGAUGGCGAUUCAGUCAGCAAAUCUCAACCAAUCCUCAGUUCUUCCACUGGAAAUAUUAAUAAAGCAUCUCCGUUACAAGGAAGAAAAGCAAUGACAAACUGUUCAAGUAAGAAUAACAGUCCAAACCACAGUCCCAGAACAUUAGGAAGAGGUAAAGGACGGCUACGGCUGCCUCAGCUUGGGGGGAAAAAACUUUCGAGCAGCAAAGAAAAUCUAGAUCAAAGCAAAGAUAAUGGAGCUGAAGAAGCUAGAGACAGUUCUGAUCAGGUGGACUCAAACAAAGGACACCUUUUGGGUGGAAGUCAAUCAGAAUUACUCAACAUUCAGGAUUCUGAUGUGGUCUUAACCAAUGGACUGAAUUUUGAGAAGAACACAUGUAGUAAUGGGCAGCUAGAAAACCAUACUGGUGAAGAUGAGGACAGUGUUGAUGACCAAAGAGAUGACAUCUGCUGUCGCCCUAUUUACAAUCUUUAUGCAAUUUCGUGCCAUUCGGGAAUUCUGGGUGGAGGUCAUUAUGUCACUUAUGCCAAAAAUCCUAAUAACAAAUGGUACUGCUACAAUGACAGCAGUUGUAAGGAGCUGCACCCUGAUGAAAUCGACACAGAUUCUGCCUACAUCCUUUUUUAUGAGCAGCAAGGAGUGGACUAUGCACAAUUUCUGCCAAAGAUAGAUGGGAAGAAAAUGGCAGAUACUACCAGUAUGGAUGAAGACUUUGAAUCGGACUAUAAGAAAUAUUGUGUACUGCAGUAAAAUGUUUGUGCUUCCAGUGCAGUGAGAAUGCAUGGCAAAGGUGGAAAAGCUGGAUUGAAACCGAAACGCGUCGGAAAGAAGAGACAACGAAAUGUUGAAACCGAUAGUAAUUGAUCUAGCUAUAUUUGUGGAGAGGUCCCCCAUGCAUGUAGACUUCUUCACUAACAUGACGAAAGAUCAAGAUAUUUAAAUAAUCUUUUAAUAUAUAUUUUAAUUUAUUUUAAAUACGUUUUUCGUAGUUUUUCCCUCCCAAGCAAUCAGCGGUUGUUUACAUCAGAAAUACAACACUAGAUUCUUCAUAACGCUCUAACAAAGAGCUGUAAUCGAAGAAAUCCAACAGUAAACAGCAUUUGGGGCUGAAUUAUAUUUAUUAUAAUUUAUAUUACCAGGAAAGAUCAUUAGCGUUCUCCAAAACCAUAUCUUGCAAAGGCAGUGAAGCUUGUAUAUGCAAUAUUAUUUCUUAUUAAAAUAUUAAAGCCCAACCUAAUAUUUCCUACCGCAAAAUCAUAGUGUUUUAUUAAAGAUAUCAUAGUUGAUGUUCAAGCCCCUCUCCUUUACAUACGACGACGUACUACCCUUUUCUAGUAGGCUGGGACGUCAGUGGCAUAGACAAAGCACUUUAAUAACAUGGGUUUAUUUGUUGGUUGCUUGCAUCUUCAACCCAUUCAUUAAAAAAACAAAAA
Molecule: messenger RNA, 5956 nt
Organism: Spea bombifrons (plains spadefoot toad)
Lineage: Eukaryota; Metazoa; Chordata; Amphibia; Anura; Pelobatidae
Gene: USP32
Product: ubiquitin specific peptidase 32
Exons: 34
Coding region: 414-5273 (1619 amino acids)
Biological process (GO): protein deubiquitination
Cellular component (GO): Golgi apparatus
Molecular function (GO): cysteine-type deubiquitinase activity; calcium ion binding
Source: RefSeq, a predicted model, not a curated record